This is a messenger RNA of Adineta ricciae, 324 nucleotides long. Lineage: Eukaryota; Metazoa; Rotifera; Eurotatoria; Adinetida; Adinetidae. The record is from the annotation of a GenBank genome assembly.
AUGGAUAUGGGCGUUGAUCAAGAAUUAGAAUGUAAGAUAUGUCGUAGAGAGCUCCGAGUGCUUUUGCGUCAUGAAUUCCGUCUGGGUCACAAAGCAACGGAUACAGCUAGCAACAUAUGCAGCACGAUGGGCAAGGAUGUACUCUCCAUUCGUACAGCGCAACAUUGGUUCAGGAAUGACAAUUUAGAAUUCGGCGAUUUACCUCGGUCCGUAAGACCAAUAGAGGUGGAUAUGAAUGCUUUGAAGCAGCUCAUCGAAGAAGAUCCAAGACUGACUACAAGGUGUUUAAUAGGCCUAGGACAGUUCAAAGUUCCAAAUCCAUAA